Molecule: messenger RNA, 1170 nt
Organism: Miscanthus lutarioriparius
Lineage: Eukaryota; Viridiplantae; Streptophyta; Magnoliopsida; Poales; Poaceae
Source: the annotation of a GenBank genome assembly
AUGCAGGAAGCUCUCAUCUCCCCGGGCAAUGCCGGCCAAUUUCACUCGGCCUUGGAGCUCAAGCCGUUCGCCUUCGGGGACCAGCGCCUCGCCGCGCCGCGCUACCUCAAUAACCUCGCCUCCGUCGGCGGCGGCGACGACGCGCUGUUCCGCUGCUCGUCGCCGUUCAGCCCCAGCUUCGGCUUCUCCUCGCCGUCGCCGCUCGCCACCUCCUCCGUCUCCGUCUCGCUCUCGCCGUCCUCCUCCGCCUCGUUCGUCGACGACUGCGACACCGCCGCGGCCGCGGACGCCGCCGCCGCCGCCACGGGCCACCGGCUCCAGCUCGCCCGCCUCGCGCUGCAGUACCAGGAGGUGGCCGACCGCUACGAGCUCUGCCUCGCCCGCCUCGCCGACGCCGCGGACGAGGCUGCGGCCCUCCACCGCGAGAACGCCGAGCUCCGCGUCGCCAACGCCGACCUCACGCGCCGCCUCGCGCUCCUCAGUGGCAUUGGCAAGCAGGCCGCCGCCGCCGCCAUCGCCGAUGAGGUCCGCCGGCUCGGCUUCGGGGACCACAAGCAUGCCGCCAAGGAAUGCGCUCCCGAGAAGCCCGCCGUGCUGCCCAAGAGCAUUUCCGUCCGCUCCACCGACUACCUCAAGAUGAACAAGCCCAAAAAGGUGCAGGCCCCCGCCACGCCGGCCGCAAACAACCGCAAGCAUCGCGCGUCGAACCCGACCACCAACCCAAGCUCGGUGAGCCCCAGUUCACGCCUCGCCAACCUCAUCACGCCCCCGCUUGUUAAUUGGCAUCUGACGUUGCUGCAUGCACCCUUGAUGCGAUGCACGGAUCAGCAGCGCGUGUACAAGGGCAAUGACGGCGACAAGAAAGGCGAGGAACCCAAGGAGCCGCCACACACGACGGCGGCGGGCGGCAUGGAGCUGGAUGUGUACAACCAAGGCAUGUUCAAGACGGAGCUGUGCAACAAGUGGGAGGAGACGGGGGCGUGCCCCUACGGCGACCAGUGCCAGUUCGCUCACGGCGUCGCCGAGCUCCGCCCCGUCAUCCGCCACCCGCGCUACAAGACCCAGGUCUGCCGCAUGGUGCUCGCCGGCGAGGUCUGCUCCUACGGCCACCGCUGCCACUUCCGCCACACGCUCACCGCCGCCGAACGCCUCCACCUGCCCCGCCCUUAG